Monopterus albus (swamp eel) is the source of this 1871-nucleotide messenger RNA. RefSeq names its product forkhead box B2 (gene foxb2). Gene Ontology annotation, molecular function: RNA polymerase II cis-regulatory region sequence-specific DNA binding; DNA-binding transcription factor activity, RNA polymerase II-specific. Gene Ontology annotation, biological process: anatomical structure morphogenesis; regulation of transcription by RNA polymerase II; cell differentiation. The coding region runs from base 426 to 1385 and encodes 319 amino acids. The record is from RefSeq and is a predicted model, not a curated record. The transcript has a single exon. NCBI's taxonomy places the organism in Eukaryota, Metazoa, Chordata, Actinopteri, Synbranchiformes, Synbranchidae.
CAGACAGCGAAGCAAACCGGCCCCUCACAUCCUUCAACCGCCGCGGAAACAGGGGGAACUCAAGGAACAUCUCAACUUUUACGCACGGAGACGGACUUUUAUGCACAACGCAAGAGUAUAAUUUGAGGAAGAAACGGACCAAAGUCUUCAGAAGAAACUUUCUUUGGAUGCAGGGGCCGCUCAAGGAUCUUACCUGGCAGCAGCAGGCCUUUAGGCAAUACUAAAUUAACUGAUAUAACGCAGAAAUCUGAACUUGUAGGAAAUUCUACCAGCUUCUCCUCUGAUAGCUCAAAACUUUGGAACAGAUCCGGAUGGAUACGGAUACGAAGAUCGUCAAGUUAGUCCCGUAAUCAAUAGAAUUUAAGAUAUAACUUUAAAGACUGUUUUGUCUAACAAUUACAACUUCAAGAAAAGAGUAUCCAGCCAUGCCCCGUCCUGGAAAGAACUCUUACAGCGACCAGAAGCCCCCAUACUCCUACAUAUCACUGACAGCGAUGGCUAUCCAGAACUCAGCCGACAAGAUGCUGCCUCUGAGUGACAUUUAUAAGUUCAUCAUGGACCGGUUUCCGUAUUAUCGAGAGAACACCCAGAGGUGGCAGAACUCCCUACGACACAACCUCUCGUUUAAUGACUGCUUUAUCAAGAUCCCCCGGCGACCUGACCAGCCAGGAAAAGGCAGCUUCUGGGCUCUGCACCCGGACUGCGGCGACAUGUUUGAGAACGGCAGCUUCCUCAGGAGACGGAAGCGCUUCAAGGUGCUGCGCGCCGAGCAUAUGGCAUGUAAGAGCUCCCCGAUGAUGCAUUACUUUCACCACCACCACCAUCACCCGGGCAGUAAGCUGAGCUCAGCAUCCGGCCACCACGACCACUCCGCCGGCCCGGCAAGCGCCGUGGGUCGACUCCCUCACUUUCAGGGUUAUGGGGGCAUUACUUGUGCACAGCCCGGCGGGUUCAAACACCCAUUCGCCAUCGAGAACAUUAUAGGACGGGACUACAAGGGUGUGAUGGCCAGCGGGCUCCCCCUGACUUCGGUCAUGCACCACCUGGGUUACCCGGUGCCCCCGCAACUUAGCAGCGUGGUCAACUCCAUGUGGCCACACGUCGGAAUGCUGUCGGAGUCAGUGGGUGGCGUGCCCAUGCCUGCAUCAUCUGAAUACGCGCCCUUCAGCGUGUCAGCAAAGGGCCUGUACCACAAUGCCAACGGGCAAACUCUGCCUGCGGUUCCUGUGCCAAUAAAACCCACCCCAUCCCUGGGUCCUGUUCCCGGGUUGACGGGGCUGCAGUCCGGUCCAACUCAGCUCUGCUCACCGGCCUCCGUGAUGGAGAAAAGCGACCUGCUAGAGGGGAAAGGUAACCCUCUACAUCCGGCUCUUCUGCUGUCCUAAUCGGGUAAAUCGCGGGACAUUUUUGAAAAUUACGCAUACAAGAAGGACACUAUUAUUGUUUAAAAUAAGACAGAAUAAGCCUAUCAGAGACAUCAUAUAUUUCAAGUUAAGUGCAGCUGUUGGAGCGUUGUAAAAACCAAGGUUAACAUUGUUCUGUGUAAUGAAUUUUUCAUUAGUCUCAUGUUGAUUGAAAUCAUAAUUUAUUUGCACAAUUUGUGAGGGCAUUUACCACAUACUGUAAUGUGGCAAUGAUAAAUACAAUCAGACAAGUAGAUACGCUAAACCCAAAGAGAGCUUUGAUUUAGGAGACAAACGGUCUGAAAUUCAUUCCAGAUGUAAACCAACAACUCUGUCUUUAUAUUUUUUGCUCUUGCUCUAUUUAUUUUUAUUUUAAUGUAUGCCUUUCGGCUAAAGACAAAUAGGCCUUCAUGCUUUUUAAUUGGGCCUGUUGCACUUUGUUGCGUUACUUUGUUCAUUAAAAUGUUA